Messenger RNA from Bipolaris zeicola 26-R-13, 780 nucleotides. RefSeq lists its product as uncharacterized. NCBI's taxonomy places the organism in Eukaryota, Fungi, Ascomycota, Dothideomycetes, Pleosporales, Pleosporaceae. The coding region runs from base 1 to 780 and encodes 259 amino acids. The record is from RefSeq and is a predicted model, not a curated record. Gene Ontology annotation, biological process: regulation of signal transduction. Gene Ontology annotation, molecular function: protein phosphatase inhibitor activity. The transcript is spliced from 3 exons.
AUGACGGCACAAUCGCCCCAGCUGCACUCGCCCACCUCGCAUCCUGAGCGGCCAAAGGGUAUCCUCAAGAACUCCACUUCUUACCGCUCAAACUCACACACAUCGCCUACUCGCGACCUGCCGCCUGCCACGAGCCCAAUUUCCUCGGAGCGCCCGCAGCUUGGUCGUGAGCUGUCGGAGAAGGAAAUCGUGCUCGAGAAUACGCUACGCAAUGCUGGCCCCCACCGCCGCUCGUCUUCAAACCCUCGUGGCCUGGCCUCGCGGCGCCAAUCGGGCGCAGACCCCGCGGGCGACGCCAGCCCCCAGCUCAAGUGGGAUGAGGCCAAUCUCUACCUCAACGAGCAGAACCGUGACAGCACCAUGAAGAUUGACGAGCCAAAGACGCCCUAUGCCAAGCAAUACGAUCCCGCCGAGGACGAAGAGGAAGUCGAGAUGCUCAACGCCCAAGAGCUCAAGGUCGACGAGCUCGACAAGGCGAAGCGCAAGCCAAAGAUUGACGAUAUCCCCGAGUUUGACCUAGGCCAGCCAGAGCUACAGGCCCGCCACUCACACACGCCCGAUAGCGAGAAGCGAGUCAUUGUCGGCGAGGGCAUGGACACGGACGAGGGCUACCACGGCGAACUACUCCCCAAUGCGACACAGGAGGAGAAGGAGAAGCACCGCAAGUUCGAGGAGCUGCGCAAAAAGCAUUACGAGAUGAAAAAUGUCAAGGACCUGCUAGGCCACCCAGAAGAUGCAGAUGAAGACGAAGAGAUGCCCUCGCGCCCCAAUGGUCCAUGA